AUGGUAAAUGUUGUGGUUGUUCUUGGCAGCAAUGAGAGUGUCAGUGGGACUAUCUACUUCACCCAAGAAGCUGAUAGUAAUUUGGAAAUCCUGUCUGAUCAUCCAGCAAGUGUAGAUGUCUAUUUUUCACAUUUUCAAAGACAUUUUUGUUGCAAAAUUUUAGGCUCUACAACAGUAACUGGAAAUACUUAUGGCCUUAAGCCUGGUCUCCAUGGCUUCCAUGUUCAUGCACUUGGGGACACAACAAAUGGUUGCAUGUCAACUGGACCAUAUUUCAAUCCUGCCGGCAAAGAGUAUGGUGCUCCUGAGGAUGAGAAUCAGCAUGCUGGUGAUCUUGGAAAUGUCACUAUUGGUGAUGAUGCUCUAUGAUGUGUUUACCUCUAUCCCCUUGGUGAUAAUUUCCUUGUUUUUAUCUCUUUGUUUUUCCCUAUGGCAAAUUACUCAGGUUUAUGGAUUUUAUGAUGAAUGCCUGAGUAAGUUAUCUAUACAUUACCUGAGUGACAAUAUUAUUCAUUUUCCCUUUAAUACUAUAUUUUAAAUAGUCCUAAUAUAUAGUUUUUGAACCUGAUGAGUAGAUAAUGCAUUUCAUCUACUUGUCGACCUUUUUGAACCUGAAAUUGUAGAUGUGAUUGAACUUAUAACUUUUGUGGUUCAAGCAGGUGGAAUGUGUGGCUGUCCUGUUUGGGUUGCUAUGUGACUGGUUGGGUUGACACAUGGUGGUUGUUGGUUUUAUGAGUGUGGUUGUUCGGGCUGUUAUAUGUGGCUGUUUAGGCUACUAUGCAUGGCUAGUUGGUUUGUUUUAAUUACCGGAAGGUGUGGUUGCUUUUGCUUGAAGUUUGUGUAUGUGUGGUGGUAUUUUUGGGGUGUUAUGCAUUUAUGAGUUUUCAAGUUGGUAAAUUGGAGCAUGUGUAUUUAAAAAAUGAAGUGAUCUUUUGUGAAAGUCUGAAGCUCCACUUUUUGAAUGAUUUAUUGUACAAUCAUUCUAGUGAUAUGUAAAUUUAGUUUAUGAU
Carya illinoinensis is the source of this 1010-nucleotide messenger RNA. RefSeq names its product superoxide dismutase [Cu-Zn]-like. The record is from RefSeq and is a predicted model, not a curated record. The transcript has 2 exons. Bases 1 to 369 code for a protein of 122 amino acids. Gene Ontology annotation, molecular function: copper ion binding; superoxide dismutase activity. NCBI's taxonomy places the organism in Eukaryota, Viridiplantae, Streptophyta, Magnoliopsida, Fagales, Juglandaceae. Gene Ontology annotation, biological process: removal of superoxide radicals.